CUUCUUGGAGUGCUGGGGAACUUUUUCCCCUUCUUAAGGCCAGGGGAAAGGGAAUGCCCAAUUCAGAGAGACAUGGGGGCAAGAAGGACGGGAGUGGAGGAGCUUCUGGAACUUUGCAGCCGUCAUCGGGAGGUGGCAGCUCCAACAGCAGAGAGCGUCACCGAUUGGUGUCGAAGCACAAGAGGCAUAAGUCCAAGCACUCCAAAGACAUGGGGUUGGUGACCCCCGAAGCAUCCUUGGGUACAGUUAUCAAACCUUUGGUGGAGUAUGAUGACAUCAGCUCUGAUUCAGACACCUUCUCUGACGACAUGGCCUUCAAAUUAGAUAGGAGGGAGAAUGAUGAACGUCGUGGAACGGAUCGGAGUGACCGCCUGCAUAAACAUCGUCACCACCAGCACAGGCGUUCCCGGGACUUACUAAAAACUAAACAGACCGAAAAAGAAAAAAACCAGGAAGUCUCCAGCAAGUCGGGAUCGAUGAAAGACCGAGUAUCAGGAAGUUCAAAGCGUUCAAAUGAGGAGAACGAUGACUAUGGUAAGGCACAGAUAUCCAAGAGCAGCAGCAAGGAAUCCAGGUCAUCCAAACUCCAUAAGGAAAAGACCCGGAAAGAACGUGAGCUAAAGUCUGGACACAAAGAUCGGAGUAAAAGUCAUCGGAAAAGGGAAACACCCAAAAGUUACAAAACAGUGGACAGCCCCAAACGGAGAUCCAGGAGUCCCCACAGGAAGUGGUCUGACAGCUCCAAACAAGAUGACAGCCCCUCAGGAGCUUCUUAUGGCCAAGAUUAUGACGUUAGUCCUCCGAGAUCUCAUACCUCUAGCAAUUAUGACUCCUACAAGAAGAGUCCUGGAAGUACCUCAAGAAGGCAGUCCAUCAGCCCACCUUACAAGGAGCCUUCUGCCUAUCAGUCCGGUACCCGGUCACCCAGCCCCUACAGUAGACGACAGAGGUCUGUGAGUCCUUAUAGCCGGAGACGGUCGUCCAGCUAUGAAAGGAGUGGCUCUUACAGCGGGAGAUCACCCAGUCCCUAUGGUCGAAGGCGCUCCAGCAGCCCUUUCAUGAGCAAGCGGUCUCUCAGUCGAAGUCCGCUCCCCAGUAGGAAAUCCAUGAAGUCCAGAAGUAGAAGUCCUGCAUAUUCAAGACACUCAUCUUCUCAUAGUAAAAAGAAGAGAUCUGGGUCACGAAGUCGUCAUUCCAGUAUCUCACCGGUCAGGCUUCCACUGAAUUCCAGCCUGGGAGCUGAACUCAGUAGAAAAAAGAAGGAGAGAGCAGCUGCUGCAGCUGCAGCAAAAAUGGAUGGAAAGGAAUCAAAGGGUUCACCUAUAUUUUUACCUAGGAAAGAGAACAGUUCAGUGGAGGCUAAGGAUUCAGGCUUGGAGUCUAAAAAGUUACCCAGAGGUGUAAAAUUGGAAAAAUGUGCCCCAGAUACUGAACUGGUGAAUGUAACGCAUUCAAAUACAGAGGUCAAAAAUUCUGUAGAUACAGGGAAGGUAAAGUUGGAUGAGAACUCUGAGAAGCAUCCUGUUAAAGAUUUGAAAGCACAGGGAACAAGAGACUCUAAACCCAUAGCACUGAAAGAGGAGAUUGUUACUCCAAAGGAGACAGAGACACCAGAAAAGGAGACCCCUCCACCUCUCCCCAUAAUUACUUCUCCUCCACCUCCUUUACCAACUACUACACCUCCACCUCAGACACCCCCUUUGCCACCUUUGCCUCCACUACCAACUAUUCCACAACAACCACCUCUGCCUCCUCCCCAACCAACAUUUAGUCAGGUUCCUAUUCCUAGUAGUUCAACUUUUCCCCCUUCUACUCAUCCAAGGACAUCUACUCUGUCCUCUCAGGCAAAUUCUCAGCCCCCUGUACAGGUUUCUAUGAAGACUCAAGUAACUGUAACAGCUGCUAUUCCACACUUGAAAACUUCCACUUUGCCUCCUCUGCCCCUCCCACCCUUGUUACCUGGAGAUGAUGACAUCGAUAGCCCAAAAGAAAUUCUUCCUUCAAAACCUGUAAAGAAAGAGAAGGAACAGAGGACACGUCACUUACUCACCGACCUCCCUCUCCCUCCUGAGCUCCCUGGUGGGGAUCCAUCUCCCCCAGACUCUCCAGAGCCAAAGGCAAUUACACCACCUCAGCAACCAUACAAAAAGAGACCAAAAAUUUGUUGUCCUCGUUAUGGAGAAAGACGACAAACAGAAAGUGACUGGGGGAAACGAUGUGUGGACAAGUUUGAUAUUAUUGGGAUUAUUGGAGAGGGAACCUAUGGCCAAGUAUAUAAAGCCAAGGACAAAGACACAGGAGAACUAGUAGCUCUGAAGAAGGUGCGAUUAGACAAUGAGAAAGAGGGAUUCCCAAUUACAGCCAUUCGUGAGAUCAAAAUUCUUCGUCAGUUAAUCCACCGAAGUGUUGUUAACAUGAAGGAAAUUGUUACAGAUAAACAAGAUGCACUGGAUUUCAAGAAGGACAAAGGUGCCUUUUACCUUGUAUUUGAGUAUAUGGACCAUGACUUAAUGGGAUUGCUAGAAUCUGGUUUGGUGCACUUUUCUGAGGACCAUAUCAAGUCAUUCAUGAAACAACUAAUGGAAGGAUUGGAUUACUGUCACAAAAAGAAUUUCCUGCAUCGGGAUAUUAAGUGUUCUAACAUUUUGCUGAACAACAGUGGGCAAAUCAAACUAGCAGAUUUUGGACUUGCUCGGCUUUAUAACUCUGAAGAGAGUCGUCCUUACACAAACAAAGUUAUUACUCUAUGGUACCGACCUCCUGAGCUGCUGCUGGGGGAAGAGCGCUAUACACCAGCCAUAGAUGUCUGGAGCUGCGGGUGCAUCCUUGGGGAGCUGUUCACAAAGAAGCCUAUAUUUCAAGCCAAUCUGGAACUGGCUCAGCUAGAACUGAUCAGCCGUCUCUGUGGUAGCCCUUGUCCAGCUGUAUGGCCUGAUGUUAUCAAACUACCCUACUUCAACACUAUGAAACCGAAGAAGCAAUAUAGAAGGCGUUUGCGAGAAGAAUUUUCUUUCAUUCCUUCAGCAGCACUUGAUUUAUUGGACCACAUGCUGACACUAGAUCCUAGCAAGCGUUGCACAGCCGAACAGACCCUACAGAGUGACUUCCUUAAAGAUGUUGAGCUCAGCAAAAUGGCUCCUCCGGACCUCCCUCACUGGCAGGAUUGCCAUGAAUUGUGGAGUAAGAAACGGCGACGGCAACGACAAAGUGGUGUUGUGGUAGAAGAGCCACCUCCAUCCAAAGCCUCUCGGAAAGAAACUACCUCAGGGACAAGUGCUGAGCCUGUGAAGAACAGUAGCCCAGCACCACCUCAGCCUGCUCCUAGCAAGGUGGAGCCUGGGGCUGGGGAUGCAAUAGGCCUUGGUGACAUCACACAGCAGCUGAAUCAAAGUGAAUUGGCAGUGUUAUUGAACCUGCUACAGAGCCAAACUGACCUGAGCAUCCCUCAGAUGGCACAGCUGCUUAACAUCCACUCCAACCCAGAGAUGCAACAGCAGCUGGAAGCCCUGAACCAGUCUAUCAGUGCCCUGACAGAAGCCACUUCCCAGCAGCAAGACUCAGAGUCCAUAGCCCCAGAGGAGUCUUUGAAAGAGGCACCCCCUACUUCUAUAGUCCUGCCUUCAACAGAACAGACAACCCCUGAAGCUUCAAGCACACCAGCUGACAUGCAGAAUAUGUUGGCAGUUCUCUUGAGUCAGCUGAUGAAAACCCAGGAGCCAGCAGGCAACCUGGAGGAAAACAACAGUGACAAGAAUAGUGGGCCACAGGGGCCCCGAAGAACUCCCUCAAUGCCACAGGAGGAGGCAGCAGCAUGUCCUCCUCACAUUCUUCCACCAGAGAAGAGGCCCCCUGAACCCCCUGGACCUCCACCGCCGCCACCUCCACCCCCUCUGGUUGAAGGCGAUCUUUCCAGCGCCCCCCAGGAGUUGAACCCCGCCGUGACAGCCGCCUUGCUGCAACUUUUAUCCCAGCCUGAAGCAGAGCCUCCUGGCCACCUGCCACAUGAGCACCAGGCCUUGAGACCAAUGGAGUACUCCACCCGACCCCAUCCAAACAGGACUUACGGAAACACUGAUGGGCCUGAAACAGGUUUCAGUGCCACUGACACUGAUGAACGCAACUCUGGUCCAGCCUUGACAGAAUCCUUGGUCCAGACCCUGGUGAAGAACAGGACCUUCUCAGGCUCUGUGAGCCACCUUGGGGAGUCCAGCAGUUACCAGGGCACAGGGUGACAGUAGUAGGGGUGGCCCCUGAGGAAUUCGGUGACAUCCAUCAGACACCUUGCAUUCAGAACCUGGCAAAUUCAGUCUCUUCCAAGAACUUAAUGCCAGGUUCAAUGGGAGACUGCACCUGUCCGAACACUGUGUGAAAUACCAGAAGUAGAUGCCUGCAGCCUGCUUCCUCCAUUCCCAAUGCCCAAAGCAGGUGGGUCACCUGGCUCCAGUGCCCACCCUUGUCCUCUUUGCCUGGUGAUGUGGAAACCAAGACCCAGAGAGGGGAAUUCAUUUGAAUCCUGUCUUGGAGCUGCUUUUGUUCCUGGGUUUAGAAAGUUCCUGGGAACACAGGGAAAGGAAAGGUAGGUAUAGUGGGAGGAAAGUCAAAUGAAGAGUCAGCAGGACAUUAUAUUCUGUUGCCUGAAGCCUCAUGUUUUUGUCCCCUGAGUCUGGGAAGCAACUUAGGGAGUCAAGCAAGUGCAUUUUCUAUGGAGCAUUACUGGGAAACAUUUUCUUUCUUUCUUUUUUUAAAUAUUUUUUAGUUGUUGAUGGACCUUUAUUUAAUUUAUGUGUAUGUGGUGCCGAGAAUCAAACCCAGUGCCUUACGCAUGCUAGGCAAGAGCACUACCACUGAGCCACAACCCCAGCCCAUGGGGGACAUUUUCUUUAUAUAGCCUGUUUCAUAGUUCAUCUCAUCCAUUCCCUUGAUUCCAAGCAGUCAGAUUUCCUUUAGUACCCGUUCCAGAAUUUUAUCUUAACUUCUAAGGGAAGGAAAUGAACCAAUUAUUCCAACUUUUUAACCUAGAAAUAAAUCUUCCAGUCAACAUUAAAUAUGGAACUUUGUUAGAAAUCUUCUCACAAGUUUCCCUGCUAUAAUAUAAACCACUGGAGAAAGUUAUGCCAAAAAGUAUAAUAAGGGGUAGUCUUAUACCUCUUGUCCAAUGUCUAAGCCUAGAACAGAGACAGAAUUCAAAUUCAAGGCCCUAAAGGCUGAAUUAGAAAAGCCCCUAAAUUCAUGUAGUACCCUGCCCUAGGGCUCUUGGUUAGGUCCCAUUUGGUUCACGUAGUGUUGAUGUACCCUGGAAGAGAAAAGCAAGUUUCCAACCGCCUCCAUUCCUACUAGCUUUCUUUUGUCACUGUUUAUGAGCUAGGGUUAAAGAGGGAAGGAUGAAGGCAAAUGGGGCCUUUACCACCAGGUUGCCAAAGCUUAAUUUCUUGGCAUCCUCCCCUUUCCUGAAUAUAUUCAACAUUCUUUGUUCUGUGCUUCAUGAGGCUGACUUGGGGUAAGGGCAAGAUUAGGCACAAAGUUUGGAAGGCAGUGCCAGGGGAAAUUUUGUCACAGUUUUCAUGCCCCCACAUCUUUUUUCCCACCCCCAGAAUUGUCUUCUCCUCUAGUUUAGUACCCAGGCCCUGGGGAAGAGCAGGAUCUGCCUCUGUAAGUGCCCCCAGCCUCAUCCUGCUCUGCCUUUAGACCCUCAGAAUCUGCCCCUGGUCUGUCUGAUCCUUUGCCUUCUCCACUGCAGCCAAGAUAAGAAGGUCCUCAGGUCCCCCAAGGACAGACUAGGAAGAAUUCUUCUAGGACCCCUGCCGGCUUCCAAGGGUAUCAAGGCUGUUGGUAGGGGGAGAACUGUGGCAGGGACUGCAAAGAAAGUUCUUCUGUUGGGUGAGAUGAGGUAGAAGGCUGCAAAGAGACAAUAUGGAGAGGUGACAUUUGGAAACUGAGUCCUGUAGUCCCACUUGUGGAGUUGACUGCUGAAUGUAAGGCAGGACAGUCAUAGGAAGUAUUAUUUGGGGGAUAUAUUAGGUGGGUGCUGUUUCUACUCUGGAAUGCAGAGCAAUGGAAAAGAGCAUGCAGUAAGGGAGGAGAGAGGAUGGCAGGCUUUCUCUAAAAAAGAGCUAGCCACCCUUUCUCUUGCUGAUGGUUGCCCUUUGUUCAUCCCUACUUCAACAUACUGGGGGAAUAUGGAAGGGGCAGAAAGGCCCUUAAAGUACUCACUCCAGAUUCUGGGUGUUUUUCAAAGAAAUAGAGCUUCCAGGCUGGGGUUAUGGCUCAGCAGUAGAGUACUCGCCUCGCACGUGCAAGGCCCUGGGUUCGAUCCUCAGCACCACAUAUAAAUAAAUAAAAUAAAGUUUAAAAAAAAAAAGCCCCUCUCUUAAAAAAAAAAAAAAAGAAAGAAAAGGAAAAGAAAGAAAGAAAGAAAUAGAGCUUCCUUUCUUUCAACCCUACCAGGUCUACCUCAUAUUCCCAAGGUCUAGCCAAGGGUUCCAGAUCCACAGCCUGGAGUCCAGAAGAAGUUCAGAGCCUUUUGUGGAAAAGAAGGGUAGAUGUGAAGUGUUUGGAAGGUAGAGAAAACAGUACCCAGAAUUCUCUGCCUUCUGGAAAAAAAGAACUAGCCACAAUGCUCAGCAAUGGCCUAGGGUUUAACUUUUACUCUAAGGGGACCCCUUUCCUCCUCCCCAUUUUCCCACUGUAUGUGGUUGGGGGAGACCUGGAAAUCUGAACCUCUUACCUUGACACCUGGAAGGCUGUUAUGCAGAUCCCCUCUCUAUAAUUCCCAAAGCUAUGGAGAAGGGGAAAGGAAGAGAAAGGGGUAGAUGGAGGUGGCUGUACCAUGGUGUUCAUUAGCACUCAAGGAGAGAGGCCAAGGAGAGAAACUGGCCAGAGAGAAAGCUAAAAGGAGAUACCUGCUCCCUGCUCCUGAAACAGCAUCCUUACCCCAUCCUCGCUUGCUUCCCCUCACAUGCCUAUGGGGCUAUAUGCCUGAGUGUGCCAGCUCUCCUGGCUGGUUAUCCUGCUCCAUGGAGACGGCAGCCAGCACUCUGCCCCUGCAUAGAGCACAUGCAGUAGUCUCUCACACUCCUGUGCUCAGUCAUCUCAAUGUGCCUGUGUUACAGAUUACUAUUAUUAGGGAUGAAAGAGGGCUGUGGCCCUAUGGGUAAGAAGAUGGUGGGCUCCGGGGCCUUUUGGGUGCAUUUUGCUUGGCUGGAGGAGGGGGUAGGGAGAAGGCUGCUGGCAGCUCAGCAGAGCCUGAGGUUCUAGUGACUCACAGCAGUGGGGGUGGCUCAUAAAAACAACAGAGGGGAAGGGGGCCCAGGCCUAUUAGAACUCUCUUUGCUCCUUCUCCCCACUUUGAACUCUGUGGAUGAAAAUCUCUCAUCUAGAUGAGGAGAGACCCUAGCUAUGAAAAAAGAAGGAAGUGGGAGAAGAGAAGAGAGCAGGAGAAGCUGAACAUUCUCAGAGGAGCAGCUUCCCAUAAGGAGAGUCCAGUUAUUCUUGCCUUACUGUAUCUAUGGAUUGCACAGGGUGUACUGGGCAUUCACAUGUGCUAAGGCCUCCCAGUAUCUCUGGACUUUUUCCAGAAGAAAGCUUUCCAAGUACACCCAACUAUUUCUCCCUGCCUCAUUUGCCUGCCUCACCAGUGAAUUAUGUACCCAGUUGACUCUACAUUUUCAGAAAUUAAAAAACAAAACAAAAUGGGGCUGGGGAUGUGGCUCAAGCGGUAACUGGCUUGUCUGGCAUGCGCGCGGCACUGGGUUCGAUCCUCAGCACCACAUAAAAAUAAAAUAAAGAUGUUGUGUCCACCAAAAACUAAAAAAUAAAUAUUAAAAAAAAAAAAAACAGGGCUGGGGAUGUGGCUCAAGCAGUAGCGUGCUCGCCUGGCAUGCGUGCGGCCCAGGUUCGAUCCUCAGCACCACAUACAAAACAAAGAUGUUGUGUCCGCCGAAAACUAAAAAAUAAAUAUUAAAAAAUUCUCUCUCUCUCUCUCUCUCUUUUCUUUUUUUAAAAAAGAAGAAAACCACUACAACAAGAUCAGAACCUAAAAGAAUUAUCACCUUUUCUCAGUAGUUUCUUCCUUAGAAAGAGACACCUAGGACCAGAGAGGAGCAGCUAGGGGUAUUUAGAUUGGCAGAACAGGCUGUUGGUACAGAAUGAACAGUGGGUGCAGAAACACAGGUCUUUAAAAGUGCUGAUGCCUUCCCCUCUCACAGGCCAGUGGGCAAUAUACAUUUCUAUCCUUUUUGAAUCAGGGGAUGAUAGAGUACUGUGCUGAAUAUCAUAAUAGAAAGAGAUCAGAAGGUAGACUAAGACAACUGUCUAUGCCUGUGAUCCUAGUCCUGGGGCCUGUGACCGAGCCUGAAUUUUCACUU
Marmota monax (woodchuck) is the source of this 8363-nucleotide messenger RNA. It is a transcript of the gene Cdk12, whose product is annotated as cyclin dependent kinase 12. Gene Ontology annotation, molecular function: cyclin-dependent protein serine/threonine kinase activity; ATP binding; cyclin binding. NCBI's taxonomy places the organism in Eukaryota, Metazoa, Chordata, Mammalia, Rodentia, Sciuridae. The record is from RefSeq and is a predicted model, not a curated record. The transcript has 17 exons. Gene Ontology annotation, biological process: protein phosphorylation; transcription elongation by RNA polymerase II; positive regulation of transcription elongation by RNA polymerase II. Bases 54 to 4232 code for a protein of 1392 amino acids. Gene Ontology annotation, cellular component: cyclin/CDK positive transcription elongation factor complex; nucleus.